Molecule: messenger RNA, 625 nt
Organism: Mauremys mutica (yellowpond turtle)
Lineage: Eukaryota; Metazoa; Chordata; Testudines; Geoemydidae
Product: calreticulin-like
Exons: 5
Coding region: 6-344 (112 amino acids)
Biological process (GO): protein folding
Cellular component (GO): endoplasmic reticulum membrane; endoplasmic reticulum
Molecular function (GO): calcium ion binding
Source: RefSeq, a predicted model, not a curated record
AGGGCAUGAAGGCUGAGUUGAAUGGCAGAAGCGAUAGACUGAAUCUAAGCAUAAAUCUGAUUAUGGUAAAUUUCAGCUCACAGCAGGAAGAUUCUAUGGAAAAGAAGAAAAGGAUAAAGGAUCCUGAUGCAAAGAACCCUGAAGACUGGGAUGAAAGGGAAAUGAUUGAGGAUCUUGAAGAGAAGAAACCAGCAGACUGGGACCAGCUAGAACACUUUCCUGGCCCAGAUGUCAAGAAGCCAGAUGACGGGGAUGAAGAGAUGGAUGGCGAAUGGGAACCACUGAUGAUCUCAAACCUGGAUUAUAAAGAAGCAGAAAAGAAAACAAAAGUACAGGAAGACUAGUGUACGGAAAUAUAUAAAGAGGAAGAAAAAGAAGAGGCUGAAAAAGAAACAGAUUUCAUCAUCAAAAUGAACUCUAAUGGAACAAAAAUAGUGACACCCUGGUUAUAGUCACCAAGCUGUCUUAAGUAUGGGAAACAAACCAUUCAGCCUCUCAAUAAUGCACUCUUUUAACUAAAUAGCGGUGGUACAUUCCAAUUUUGAAAUGAAUGAUCAUACUUUCUGACGUACAUAGAAAAAUAGCUUUAAUUUAGGUCUGCUCUGAAAAUUCAAUCCAUACUACU